Molecule: messenger RNA, 651 nt
Organism: Peronospora matthiolae
Lineage: Eukaryota; Oomycota; Peronosporomycetes; Peronosporales; Peronosporaceae
Source: the annotation of a GenBank genome assembly
AUGUACGAAGGGAUUGACAACUUGAAAUCCCUUUACGACCGUGCCGGGGAGACUUUCUCCGGCGGUCCUUCUGCGGCACAGGAUGUGCCGCGUCGUACUGCUCAACCAGACCCAGUACGUCGAUCAUCAGUUGGGAGCGGGGCUCCCAAGAAUCCCAGGACGGGGGAUAGCCGCGACACCGGACGAGAUAACUCGUCCGACGCCCGUUCACGUCGCGGUGGUUCAACAGCUGCUCUACUAGAUAGCGCUGGCCACCGCGAGAGUCCUCUAAUGGAGGUGGAGGAGGAGGAAAGAUGUUCUCCACACGAUCAUGUGGAUCGGUGUGUUCCCGAGAUCUUCUUUGAUCGCGUAACGCAAGGGUUACGCGACGAUCUCGAACAUGAGCGGAAUAGGCGUCUCCAAAUGGCGGACACUGCCUCGAAGCAUCGAGCUGAGUUUGCCUUUGCUCAGCUUGAGAACGAGAGAUCUCUGACAUCUCUGCGUGACGAGCUAAGGGUAGCUCGUGGGAUUGUUGAUCGGUCUCGGGAUGAGAUAGCUGCUCUUCAGACCCUUGUUGAUGCCCACCAUCGGGAGCACAAGGCUCUCUGCGAGAUGCUAGAGCGCAAGGGCGUUCUUCAUCGGAAGAAGCAGCGUACUGAUGGUACGGCUUAA